GGCUCCAGCGGGGCCGCGGUUCCUUAAAUAGGCCGAUUAUUACGGAGAGGACAAAGUUGCACAUCGUUCUUAUAUAAAACAGACUUCUGAUCUUACCUCGCCAGAUCAAAUCCAGGGCUUGUUGAUCAUUCAGGUUCAGAACACCUCAACCAAGGCUUCGCCAUGGCAACCUCCAAGGCAUUGCCUCUGGCUUUCAUGGAUGCUCUUAGUCCAGCUGUGUCAUAUUUUCGGCCCGAUAUAACAACUUCAACGACUCCCAAAACCACAGCCACAACCACAACCUCUGGUGAUCCUCCACUGAUUAUCAUUCUUUCGUGGUCGGAAGCUCGCGAUGUUCAUAUAGCAAAGUACAUCUCUCAGUAUCGCGAACUCUAUCCAACAUCUGCCAUGCUCUUGUUCCGCGCUUCCACCAAGCUAUACAUUCAGUCAGCUCUACGUCGUCGCCUGUUUGAGCCUGCUUUGCCAAUUCUACAGUCAGUUGACACCAAGGAAGACGAUGCACCCAACUUUCUCAUCCAUAUCUUUUCCAACGGGGGUGUCAGUUCUGCUGCCACGCUUUGGGAGAUAUGGGAAACUUCACUAGGCGGUAAACCUAUUCCUCGACAUGCUGUCGUGAUGGACUCGUGCCCUGGAUACUUCCAUUGGAAACGAGAUCACCAUGUCCUGUCAACCGGACUUCCACCAUUCCUAUCUCCCGUCGUCUGGGUAUUUCUGGGUUUUGCAUGGGUGUACUACAAACUAUGGCUGGGUGUGGAACCACAUACCGCCUAUGCCUCGGCUCUCAAUACGCCUGAGAGAAUCAGCCGGGAGACUAUGCGGGCAUACCUUUACGGAGAUGCAGACCUCUCAGUUGGUUGGGAGGAUGUGGAAUCACAUGCUCAACAAGCAAAGGAUAAUGGCGCUGUAGUCAGAACAGAGAAAUUUGCUGGAGGUGCCCAUGUCGCUCAUGUCAGAGCUGAUGCUGAUAGAUACUGGAAGGCUGUCCAGGAGACUUGGCAAGGGGAAGAGCUAUAGAUUAGAUAUUCAUCGUUGUGUAUGAAUAUAAUAGACAUUAUUAAUUCCAUAGAUAGAUAUAUUACAUUCGCUCAGUAUGGUUGCGUAGCCUCCAAGGUCCUGAAAGUCCCUGUUCAUUAUUCAUUACCAUAGUUUCUUCUCAU
Fusarium verticillioides 7600 is the source of this 1157-nucleotide messenger RNA. RefSeq lists its product as hypothetical. The record is from RefSeq and is a predicted model, not a curated record. NCBI's taxonomy places the organism in Eukaryota, Fungi, Ascomycota, Sordariomycetes, Hypocreales, Nectriaceae. The transcript has a single exon. The coding region runs from base 163 to 1014 and encodes 283 amino acids.